Messenger RNA from Ichthyophthirius multifiliis, 915 nucleotides. RefSeq lists its product as hypothetical. The record is from RefSeq and is a predicted model, not a curated record. The transcript has a single exon. The annotation marks the transcript as partial. Lineage: Eukaryota; Ciliophora; Oligohymenophorea; Hymenostomatida.
AUUUCUAGCAGAAACUCUUAAUGUAGAAACCCAAGUUCCCUUGUCAUUACCUUGUUCGAAAUCGUUCACAAUAAUCCUCUAAACUCCACUACAAUAUCCACAUAUCUUAUUAAGAAUAUUUUUGCAAUAUUUAAUACCACAAUCUAAUACACAAGUAUCAUUUUCUGAAUUUAAAUAUGUUUAGACACCUUCAAUUAUUCCGCAAUUAAUACAUAAGGGGGCAUUUGUAUAACCAGGAGCACAUUAUAAGCAAUUUGAAGGGUUUAUCGAACAUUAUUUGCAAUUGUAUGAGCAUUUUUUACAUAAUUUAUCUAUUUAGUCGUAAAAAAAGUUUUCUUUUUUAUUACAAUCGCCUAUUGAUAUGCAAUAUCCAUUUAAAUUAGUGAAGUUUUCCGCACAAUGUAAACACAUUUCGCUUCCAUGGCCUUUCCCUAUGCCUAAAAUGCAGUUUUCAAAUAAAUCCAGUCUUAAGUAAAUCAAAACAAUAUUAAAAGGUUUAACAUGGACUCCUUUCUAUAAAGAAAGCCUUCUUAUAUAAAUAAUAUUAUUUAAUAAAUCCCCGAAAUCAUUAAAUUCUUUAUUACCUAUUUAAAUUUAAAAAGAAUUAUUUCCUCCAAAAAUCAAAAAACUUUCCUAAAAAAAAUACACAAAGCCAACAUCAUUCCCUAAUGAGGAAUAUAAACUCACUGCAAAAGUAUUAUUUCCUUAUUUUUUAACUGAAAUAAUAAUACUUUGACUCUUUCCAUGCUUCAUAUAUACCUAAACAGCCUAACUUUAAUUACAGAUAUCCUUAAUACAUAUAUUCAGCAAAUAAUAAUCAAAAAUAGUUUUCACAAAUUCUACUGAUAAUAUAUUAUUAAUUAAAAAUAGUUUCACCUAAUUAAAUUUUGUAUUUUUAUCAAACAUUAAAAUAAA